Messenger RNA from Ambispora gerdemannii, 366 nucleotides. Lineage: Eukaryota; Fungi; Glomeromycota; Glomeromycetes; Archaeosporales; Ambisporaceae. The record is from the annotation of a GenBank genome assembly.
AUGUUGUUUGAAUUUGUUCAAGGGAUGGGAAUGAAUGAACUUUAUUGGGAACACAGAGAUUUUAAUCCGAAGUUGUUGGCUUCCGCAGCCAAAGUUUCAAAUGAAAUCCAGCAAUUAGAUAUUGGCUUAAAUUCUGAGGAAACUGAAUAUUUAACUAUCGACCUUAAACAAAAUUUGGAUGGAUCAUCAAUUCCAGUCACAAUCAUUGAACUUCGAAUUGAAAUGAAGCUUCAAUUUGACUCUGACUCAUUUAAACAAUUUCUUGACAAUUCCAGCGCUAAAAUUACUAUACUUGGACUUCCGUAUGCGAAAUUUUUUUCGAAUGACCAUUUAGAGGCAGUGACAAAGAGCCUAAGUGUACUAUAG